This is a messenger RNA of Juglans microcarpa x Juglans regia, 462 nucleotides long. RefSeq lists its product as uncharacterized. Bases 1 to 462 code for a protein of 153 amino acids. Gene Ontology annotation, molecular function: RNA-DNA hybrid ribonuclease activity; nucleic acid binding. The record is from RefSeq and is a predicted model, not a curated record. Lineage: Eukaryota; Viridiplantae; Streptophyta; Magnoliopsida; Fagales; Juglandaceae. The transcript has a single exon.
AUGCAGGAUUAUAUUCCUGGGCUUGUGUUUGACAGAGGGAAAACAGUCUGUAAGAUGACAUUGGAUCUUUGUGAAAGGCAAAUGCAUGAAAAGUUAUCAGUGUUUUUUGCUUUGGCUUGGAGUUUCUGGUUCCGUAGAAAUAAAUAUCUGCAUGAUCAACUAUUACUAUCCCCUAAACAGGUUGCAGAUGGUGUUGUAUCUAUGUUGAAAAGUUAUGGGCAGGUUCAACAAAAGAAUCGGAUUCAGUUAAUGCAACAUUAUAAAUGGCAGGCUCCACAAUCUGAAUGGUUGAAACUAAAUGUUGAUGGUGCAGUUUUUUCUAAAUUGGGAAAAACAAGAGUUGGGGUUGUAUUAAGGGAUGAUCAUGGCAGGGUUUUAAUGGCUAGAUGCAAAGUGGAAACAGAGAUGGAAGGCAUAGAAGCUAUAGAACUGAUGGCCAUUUUCAGAGGACUGCAGUUGUGA